Molecule: messenger RNA, 1484 nt
Organism: Raphanus sativus (radish)
Lineage: Eukaryota; Viridiplantae; Streptophyta; Magnoliopsida; Brassicales; Brassicaceae
Product: basic leucine zipper 6
Exons: 6
Coding region: 313-1269 (318 amino acids)
Biological process (GO): regulation of DNA-templated transcription
Molecular function (GO): DNA-binding transcription factor activity
Source: RefSeq, a predicted model, not a curated record
AAAAAAAAAACUUUAUUUUGUAAGGAAAAAAAUAAGCAAAGUGAUGGGUCGGUUCAGGUCACUGACUCUCUUGACCCAAAACAAAAGGGCCCAAGAGCCGUCCGUACGUCUCCGUCUCCAGCCAAUAGAGAGAUAGAGAGAGAGAGAGAGGAUUGGUGCUCGCACGCUAUUAAUAUCUUUCCUUCGCCUACACUCUCGCCGUUUCUCUUUUUUAACUCCGACAUUGUUCUUCCGUCAGUAUCUUCGCCGGAAAAUCUUUCACCGGAGGGAAGCCUGUGAAGCAAAUCUCCUUUUUUUGAGUUUUAAAAAAUCAUGUCAAGGCCUGCUCAGCUUCCUCCUCGUUGCCCCAUUCCAAAGAAGCUCUCUUUGAAUCCGUUUGCAGACACCUACUACUCUUCUUCUUCCCCCGUUGAGUCAUACAUUGCCCAUCACAAGCCUCCCACUCAAGACUCCACGCUCGAGGAACAACCAGCUUGGCUCGAUGAGCUGCUGCGUGACAAAACUGAUGGGAUGAUGCUGCUCACUGGUGGUGGAGGAGGAGGAGGUCCUCCUCCUCCUCUGCCUCUGCGCCGCUCAGCUAGCGACUCGGUUGUGCUGCUGGGAGACAUCUCGGCGGAUUUUGCUGCUGGUUUUAAUCAAAGCGAGGAUGAAGAGAGUUUGACUUCUGAAGCUUGUGGGGAGUUGGAGUCAGCUUGUGUGUAUGGUCCCAACUCGCCUAGGGCAAAGAACAGCUCAAACUUCUCUGACAACCCUAUUGCUUCUGCUUUCUCGGAUUAUGGUUCUCAGAAAGCUCGUCAGAACUCGGAUGAUGCUUUGAAAGGAAGCAAUGUUCCACCUGUGGAAGAAAAUGCUUGCGGUUCAAUGGGCGUACCGAAUGCCAAAAGGAACCCAGGACAGCGUUCGAGAGUUCGUAAGCUCCAGUACAUUGCUGAACUUGAGAGGAGGGUAUCCAUGCUGCAGGCAGUGGAAGCGGAUUUAUCAGUGAGAGUGGCUUCACUUGUUCAGACACGUGCAACACUGUCCUUGGAGAAUAGCCAGAUGAAGCAGCAGAUGGCGAUACUAAAGCAGGACAAGCUCAUAAGAGAAGGUGAAUACCAGUUACUAAAGAAGGAAGCUCAGAGAUUGAACUCCAGAUUGAGAAACAUUGGGAGCAACAACAACAACAGGCUGGCCAGGUCAUAUUCUGCCGGUUCAAGUAUAGGUCCAAGGACUGCUUCGUCACAUUUGGACUGGAACUUGCUGGACCUGACCAAACUCAAUCUCAACUAAAGACAAGAACCCCCCAUCCUCUCACAAGAAGAAUAAGUAGCUUGAGGAUGACGGUUCUAUGUUUUGAGAAAAAGGACAAAUCUUUUUCCGAUUUGUAUAAAAAGCAUCCAACUCUCUGGGUCGAGAGUAUUAGACGUAGUCUGAUGCUCUAACACUAAUAUGUUGCAAUUUCGGGAUUCUAAUGUUGUAAUCAUAGUUUAGUGAGUUAUGCUGGA